Arachis stenosperma is the source of this 1059-nucleotide messenger RNA. Its product is annotated as patatin-like protein 2. Gene Ontology annotation, molecular function: glycerophospholipase activity; monoacylglycerol lipase activity. NCBI's taxonomy places the organism in Eukaryota, Viridiplantae, Streptophyta, Magnoliopsida, Fabales, Fabaceae. The record is from RefSeq and is a predicted model, not a curated record. The coding region runs from base 63 to 1004 and encodes 313 amino acids. Gene Ontology annotation, biological process: lipid metabolic process. The transcript is spliced from 4 exons.
UUCUAUAGACUCAUUCUUUCUCUACUUCUUUAAGUGCUUAAUUAGUGUCCUAAUAAACCAUAAUGGCUGGACUAAACUCAUCAAGGAAGCUACCACCUCCAUCAGUGGGAAAGUUACUCACUGUCCUCAGCAUUGAUGGAGGUGGCAUAAAAGGACUCAUUCCUGCUGUUGUUCUUCAAUUCCUAGAGGGAGAGCUUAAGAAACUUGAUGGAGAGCAGGCAAGAAUUGCAGACUAUUUUGAUGUGGUUGCAGGAACAAGCACUGGUGGCCUUAUUGCAGCAAUGUUGAGUGCUCCAGAUGCCAAUGCAAACAACCCUCGUCCAAAAUAUAAUACCGAUGAUAUAAAAAAUUUCUAUAUCGACGAUGGUCCCAAAAUUUUCCCUCCUAACGCUCCUACUCCUAAUUCUGGGCCCAUAUAUGAUGGAAAAUAUUUGCACAAAAUUUUGAAAGAAGAAUUAGGGUCAAUUAGAUUGGUUCAAGCGUUGACCAAUCUUGUGAUCCCAACUUUUGAUGUAUUACGACUUAGGCCUACUAUUUUUUCAAAGUAUAAGGCUCAAGAAGAUGAAUUUAAAUACUUGAAUGGGCUUCUGUCAGAUAUAAGCAUAUCAACUUCAGCUGCACCUGUUUAUCUCCCAGCACAUUGUUUUACCUCUGAAGAUGGUAACACAGAAUUCAAUAUGAUUGAUGGUGGUGCAGCUGCCGGUAAUCCGGUAUUGGUGGCUCUGAGUGAAUUAGGACAAGAGAAGAUGAAGCAUCCAGAGUUAUACCCAAUGAUGGACAGAGCAGAUGACUGCGCUCUGAGUGAAUUAGGACAAGAGAAGAUGAAGCAUCCAGAGUUAUACCCAAUGAUGGACAGAGCAGAUGACUGCUCCAAUAUUCUGCUGCUGUCUCUGGGUUGUGGAGUUCAACCGCCGGUUGCUGCGCCGGGAUGGACCGUUGACACAGUAAAUCAAUGGAAUCUAAUAGGAUGGAUGGCUGAAAUUGAUUAUUCAACGGUACAAUAAAAAGAUCCCCUGAAUUGGAAAUUAUUGGUGCUGCAACAUCAGACAUAGUGGAUUA